Calypte anna (Anna's hummingbird) is the source of this 834-nucleotide messenger RNA. It is a transcript of the gene NKX1-2, whose product is annotated as NK1 homeobox 2. Gene Ontology annotation, molecular function: DNA-binding transcription factor activity, RNA polymerase II-specific; RNA polymerase II cis-regulatory region sequence-specific DNA binding. Gene Ontology annotation, cellular component: nucleus. NCBI's taxonomy places the organism in Eukaryota, Metazoa, Chordata, Aves, Apodiformes, Trochilidae. The transcript is spliced from 2 exons. Gene Ontology annotation, biological process: cell differentiation; regulation of transcription by RNA polymerase II. The record is from RefSeq and is a predicted model, not a curated record. The coding region runs from base 1 to 834 and encodes 277 amino acids.
AUGCCGGAAUGCCCGGACCGCGGGGCCAAGGCGGCCCCCAUCCAUCAUAAAAUCUCCUUCUCCAUCUUAGACAUCCUGGAUCCCCAGAAAUUCAGCAAGAGACGCGAAGCGGCCGAGGGGAGCUGGGGUUCGGCCGUCCCCGGCACGGGCGAGCGGGAGAAAAGUUUGGGAAGAGUUGAAGUAGGAAAAGACGCUGCUGCUGCUGCUUCUCCCGGCAGCGGGAGGAAUAAACUAGAGGCACAUGAUGCGGAGAACAACCCCGAGGCAGCGGGACAGGACCGCGACGAGGAAGGUCCUCCCGGGGACAGCACCGGCACCGGGUCAGAGACCGAAGCCGGGUCCCAGCCCGCCUCCCGCUCGCUCGGUACCGAGGAACCGGGCUCUCCCCGGGGCUCCCGGAGGCGGCGGGCCGAGACGGGCUGCGGCAAGCCCCGUCGGGCUCGGACGGCUUUUACCUAUGAGCAGCUGGUGGCCCUGGAGAACAAGUUCCGAGCCACGCGGUACCUGUCGGUCUGCGAGCGCCUCAGCCUGGCCCUCUCCCUCAGCCUCACCGAGACGCAGGUGAAGAUCUGGUUCCAGAACCGUCGCACCAAAUGGAAGAAACAACACCCGGGAGCGGACGGGGCGGCCGCCGCUCCAUCCCCGGCGGCGGCAGCGGGGAGCGGCAGCCCCAGCCCGCCGGGUCCCGGAGCUUUGCCCUUCCAGACUUUCCCUUCUUACGCCGCCGCCAACGUCCUCGUCCCGUCCGCCGCCCCCUUCCCGCUGGGCAGCGGCCCCUUCGCCCCCUUCCUCGGCCCCGCGUACCUCGGCCCCUUCUACGCCCCGCACCUCUGA